ACCUCGGAGCUAUUUGGGAAAGUACACUGAAGUCGUAAAUAUCCCAUGUUUGAUCAUUCUAAGCAUGGAUUAAAAGCUAAAAAAAUAAGGACCUAUCUCCCGCCCCCCACCCCCAGUGUGCGCCAAAGUGCUUGGCAGGUGUUCGUUCGCCAGAGACUGGUCGCUUCAAUCAGUCGGCUCCCUGAGCUUCAGCAGGGUGUCGAGCGAGGAAAAGAUCCACCAGCUGUGAAGACCAGACGCCCCUUCCAAGAGCGACGGGACUUUUUACACAUUUCUCAAGCGAUAGCUUUUCGACGGACCACUGUGGAGCACCGUGGACGACGCCGGGGUAACACGGCAGCGUGACGCAGUGUAAGAGCAUCGAGACUCAACACUCCCUUCGUUUGAAAACCAACUUUUUAUGCAUUUCAACAAACUCUUCAACGUCUGUGUUUGUCAUAAAAGCCAGAACACAACAUCAGUGAGCGUAAGAUCAGAAAUUAAAGUCUUGAAUCAUUCUUUUCUUUGCUAACCUGUUGUGCCACCGGUGGUGCCCUGCACGUAUCCGCGGAAGGCGAACAAUUUUCGGGGAAGAGAGCGCCAUCUCGUCAGUACUAGCUAAAUAAGCUAACUACAUUAGCGUGCUAGUUAGCAGAACUAACCACCAGGUUAAGUGAUAAGAUCUCCAUCACCACACUUGGAAGUACUUGGAGCUAUUCACUGAAUGAAUUGAUUCUCCUGAGCAAGCGCAAGUACUCGACCAUUCCAUGCACAAUUUACGUCUUAUAUUACCGCCGAUUUUCAAAGCAAAGUGAUCUUGGACAAAGUGGGAUUUUAGGUCAAUAGUAGAAAAUACGACGAUAAAGUCUAAAACGCACACUCAGAUGUGUUAAUUCAGCGCGUCGAUAAAUCCAAAUCCAAGAGAAGCGCACCGGCCGGACGAUGGAACACACAGCAGACUCCCCCACAGCACGUCCACUUUACCGGGUGCUUCAGCCGUGAAGGCACCAUUGCCCGGGCUUUCCUUUCACAAUUUUGCAAGCUGACUUUGCACCACAGAGGAGGCUUUUUGAAGCUAAGGCGGCGAGCGCUGACGUCGUAACACAACUUCCGGAGCUGGGGAGUUUGGGCUCACUUUACAAGGAGACAUUAUUGCUACAGCCUCCGGCAUGUUGGGAUUUUGCCGGUUCCGAGGGUACAUGGAAGGAUUCUACCCAGGGAGCGUGAAGAUGAUGCUGAUGAGUCGGUGGUUGCCUGUUCUGCGGCUGCUCCUUCUCGCCAGCAGCUGCCACAUGUUGCACGGGCAAGAGGUGGCUCCCUACCUACGAGGGGUUGGAAUGGCGCAGCAAGUGGUGUUGGAGGGAAACAGACUGGUGCUGACAUGCUUGGCUGGAGGCAGCUGGCCACUGCAGUACCGCUGGUCUCUCAAUAACAGCAACAUCACCGACUGGACACCACAAUACAGGUUGUUUGUGCCAUCUCUGCAGAGGACAGAUGCUGGCCUUUAUCAGUGUAGAGUGAGGAAUCGGAUGGGCGCUAUCAUACAUGGGAGAACUGAGGUGCAGGUGGCCUUUUUGGGGAGGUUCUCAGCUGAAGAGCUGAGAAUCACAGCGAGUCAAAGCCAAGCUGCCGUGCUCAGCCCACCUCCCCUCGCGUCCUUCCCUCAACCCCUCGUCACAUGGUACAAAGAUGGACACAAGAUUAUUCCCAACAAAAGAAUAGCGAUCACAUUGGAUAAUCAACUGGUCGUCCUGGCAACCACAACUGCAGACGCCGGGCGUUACCACGUGGAGGCUGUGAACGAGAUGACUGGAGAUAAUGUGACCAGUCCAGCCGUCUACUUGAGCAUCUCAGUUGGCAAGGAGAGCCGAGGGUCAACAGAUUUGGAGUCAGAAGUCGGUGCUCCGGUAAUUGUGAUUGGACCUAAAGACACAACCGUGGUGGCAGGGAACAAGGCAACCCUUGAGUGCAUUGCCAAUGCCAGACCUGUGGACAGCCUGAUGGUGGUGUGGAAACGCGACGGGCGUCAUUUGGCCAAUGGGCGUCGGCUCAUUAUUCCUGACCCAGCCACCUCCGAUGGUGGCGUGUAUCUUUGUGAAGCAUUUCUAAGCAACAGCACAAUAAAAUCUGCUGAGGCAAGGGCAAACCUCGAUGUGAUUGAGCCCCCCUCUCUGUCCGCCCAGCCCCCGAGUAAGAUAUUUGCAGAGCUCGACAGGAAUGUGGAUAUUCCCUGCCUGGCUACAGGUGUACCCCAGCCCAGGAUCGAAUGGUACAAGGAUGCUGUGCCUCUGGCCAAGCUAGCCAAUCCUCGCUACAAGGUCACCAGUGCAGCGGGACUGACGGUGCGGAGAGUACAGCCGGGAGACGGUGGAAUAUUCCAGUGCUUCGCUCGCAACACCGCCGGAGAAACACAAGCACACACGCAACUCCUCGUCUCCAAUGUGGCUCCCACGUUCAUGAUACGUCCAUCUGACAAAACAGUCACCGAAGGCAACGCAGCCUUGUUAACAUGCCAGACCAGUGGCGCUCCCAAACCAGCCAUCAUCUGGAAGAAAGGAUCACAGGUUUUGGCUAGUGGUUCUGUCCAGGUUCCCAGGUUCACGCUGUUGCAGUCGGGUAGCCUUCAGAUUCAGCCCGUCAGCUUCCAGGAUUCGGGAGAAUACACCUGUAUCGCCUCCAACUUGGAGAGAACCAUCAACGGCACAGCGACACUCACCGUCUGGAGCCGCACAGUCAUCUCUGUACCCCCUUCUGACCUGCGUGUAAUCAAAGGAACUACCGCUGUCUUGGCCUGCAAUGCAACACAUGACCCCAGAGUCAAUGUCAGCUUCAAGUGGGAUCGUAGCGGUGUGCCUGUCCUUCCCACCAGCGGGGGGCGUGUCUCUGUAAGCCAGGGCUCCCUGACUAUUGGCCAGACGUGGUCAGGGGACAUCGGGGAUUACACCUGCAUUGUAACCUCCAAAGCGGGCAAUGAUUCCCACACUGCACGCCUUGAGGUCAUCGAGCUGCCACACUCUCCUCGAUCCCUGGCGGCACGUCUCAAUGACUCAGACUCCCGCUCCGUCCUCCUCUCCUGGCUGCGUCCUUUUGACGGGAACUCGCCGCUUCUCUACUAUCUGUUGGAGCUCUCAGAGAACAACUCUCCAUGGAAGGUCUACCUAUCCGAGGUGGACCCCACAGUGACCAACAUGUCAGUGGGCGGCCUCACCCCUGCCAGAACCUAUCAGUUCCGACUUUGUGCUGUCAAUCAAGUGGGAAGAGGACAAUACAGUACAGAGACUCAGAGAUUAAUGCUGAGGGAGGAGGCCCCAAGUGCUCCUCCCAAGAAUAUUGUGGCCAGUGGUCGGACCAACCAGUCCAUCAUGGUCCAGUGGCAACCUCCUCCAGAAUCACAGCUCAAUGGAGUCCUCAGAGGAUACAUGCUCAGGUACCGACUGGCAGGACUACCAGGCGACUACCAAGAGAAAAACAUCAGCAGCCCAGAGACCAACUACUGUUUGCUGAAGGACCUGAUCAUAUGGACACAGUACCAAAUCCAAGUGGCUGCCUACACUGGAGCCGGCCUGGGCGUCUACAGCAGUCCUGUUACUGAAUACACUCUGCAAGGAGUUCCCACAGCUCCCCCGCAGGAAGUGGAAGUUGUUGCUGUCAACUCGACCACCAUCCGCUUCACAUGGAACCCUCCACCUCAGCAAUUCAUCAACGGCAUCAACCAGGGAUACAAGCUGCUGGUCUGGCCAGAACAGGUUCCAGAUGAUAUUACUAUGGUAACCAUCACCCCGGACUACCCCAGUUCACGACACACGGGCUUGGUCAAUGGACUCAAAAAAUUCACCUGGUACUUCGGGUCCAUCCUCUGCUUUACCACACCUGGAAACGGCCCUCGCAGCCCCCCAGCUCUGCUCCAAACACAUGAGGACACACCUGGACCUGUACGUCAUCUGAGUUUUACGGAAAUCUUGGACACAUCUGUCCAAGUCAGCUGGGCAGAGCCUGAAGAAAAGAACGGCAUCAUUACCGGCUACAUGCUGUGGUGGGAGGUGUCUGGUGUGCAGUCGAGGCGUGAGGAGCGUUCCUUGUCCAACGCCACGCUUCAGUACCAGCUCACAGGCCUCACGUCCACCACCAUGUACACGCUGAAGGUGGCCGCGCUCACUGCUGCGGGACGCGGCGUGGUCACCUCGUCUAACAUAUCCACAGGAGUCCCUCCAGAGCUUCCUGGCGCACCCUCAAACUUGAUCAUCUCAAAUAUCAGUCCCCGCACCGUCACACUCCGGUUCCGUCCAGGUCCUGAUGGGAAGACCGCCAUAUCACGAUGGAUUGUCGAAGGCCAGGUGGUGAAGGAGGAUGGGGAGGAGGACACAUGGAGGAUUGUUUACCAGCUAGAUAACCAGCCGGGCGCUGACACACUGGAGAUCCCCAACCUCUCACCCUUCACUCAGUAUAGGUUUAGGAUGCAGCAGGUGAACAUCGUCGGCUCCAGUCCCCUCAGUGCCCCCUCCAGGCUCAUCCAAACCUUACAGGCGGCCCCUGACACGCACCCCUCCAACCUCACCUUUCUGUCUAAUACACAAACCAGCCUUUGCUUCAGCUGGAAGCCUCUUCCAGAGUCUGAGUAUAACAGCAGUCCAGAGACGGUGGGCUACCGGCUUCGUUUGCGGAGGAUCGAUGGCCUCGCUGAGGAUCGGACCGUGGAGGUAGAAGGGGCAGGUGCCGCUGGUGAGGUCACUGUGGAGGGCUUGGAUCCUUGGACGUACUACCAAGCUCAGAUACAGUCCUACAACUCCAUUGGACCUGGGCCAUGGAGCAACACGGUUACGGCACGCACAACAGACUCUGUCCCAUCAGGCUCUCCUGUCAAUGUGACUGCUGAUGCUGUGAGUUCCUCCAAAAUUCUGCUCACGUGGUCUGCUGUCCCUCAGGCAAAGCGGAAUGGGGCCAUCCUCGGAUACAAGGUCUUGUACUCUGAGAAGGACUCAGAACAACCCCCCAGUGUUCUUGUGGCUGAGGGAGAGGGGAAUGUCUCACUGCUACUCAAUGCGCUCCAAAAGUACACAGUAUACUUGCUGCAGGUACUGGCGUACACACGCAUGGGUGAUGGCCCCCCCAGCAGCGCUCUCCUUCUUAGAACCAAAGAAGAUGUCCCAGGACCCCCAGUCAGGGUGGUGUUUCCAGAGGUUCGCUUGUCAUCAGCAAGGGUGGUGUGGGAGCCUCCCACAAACCCCAACGGCAUCAUUUUAGGUUACCAGAUCUCCUACCGCCUGGAGCAGAGAGACAGUCAACAGUGGACAACAGUGGAGGUUGGCUCCAACGGGCGCCAGUUUACUGUCACCGGUCUCACCCCGGAGCAGAGCUACCUGUUCCGACUCAUGGCACGCACCGCUAUAGGCUGGGGCCAAGAACAUGUAGCCCUGGUUGUCACUACAGAACGCAGAGAGCGUCCCCAACCACCGAAGAAGUUGUCUGUUCCCCAGGAUGGGGUGGAAGCACGGCAGCUCCGCCUCCAGUGGGUGACUGGCAGUUCAGGUUCCUCCCCCCUGAGGUACUUUACUGUGCAGAUCAAGAAGCUGCCCAGCGGGGACUGGACCACCCAUACGGCGGACCUCCCGCACAACCUGACUGCAUGGACCAUUGACAGGCUAAGUCCCUUCACUUCAUACAAGCUACGGAUGCUGGCCACCAAUGAUGUAGGAAGUAGUGUCCUCAGUAAGGAAACGGAGGCGGUCACGACCUUGCAGGAUGUUCCUGAUGAGCCUCCUGAGAUCCUCACAGUCAAGCCAUCAACAACUACCUCCGUCCUGGUACAGUGGAAGCCUCCGAGUGCCGACAGCAUCAACGGGGUGUUGACUGGAUAUCGGCUGUAUUACCGAGAACUCCCAUCAAACACUUCUUCGUCUGCUGAAAUGGUCCAGGCAAGAAAAAACAGCUCAAGUGCCCUCAUGACAACUAAGAGCACCUUCAAGACAGUCAGCAGUUCCUCAUUGACGGAGUUUGAGUUGACUCAACUGAAGAAGUUCAAGCAAUACCAAAUCGUGAUGACGAGCUAUAACAUCAUCGGGGAAAGUCCACCCUCCAAUCCUGUCGAGGUGUCCGUUGGAGAGGCAGCUCCAUCGGUGGCCCCCCAGUCUAUCAGAGUGUCAGCUGCCUCUCCCUCCAGCCUGGAAGUGAGCUGGGAGACGCCCCCUCUAGAAACCCAGAAUGGACUCAUCCAAGGAUACAAGGUCCACUACUGGCAGAAGAACAAACAGAACCAGACUGAGAAGGUGAAGGUGAUUUUUGUCCCCAACACCCACGUGCACCUGAAGAACCUGAGCAGCUACACACCUUAUAUGGUCACUCUGACCGCCUUCAACACGGCCGGGGACGGCCCACCCAGCGACCCUCGUGGUGCACAGACACUACAGUCUGCUCCCAGCAAGCCCAGCUACCUCUCCUUCUCUGAGGUGACUGAAGGAAGUGUCAACGUGUCCUGGGGGGCUCCUUUAACCCAUAACGGCCAACUGGAGGGCUACCGGGUCAUCUACCAGCCCACCGCUCCUGUGCAAGGCGUAAGCAAAGUGGUGACGGUGGACGUGAAAGGCAGCUGGCAGCGAUGGCUAAAGGUUCGAGACCUAGUCAAAGGAGCCACCUACAUCUUCAGCGUCCAAGCCCUCACAGUCAGCUACGGACCCCCCGUACUUGCUAACCUCACUGCAGAGGCCGUGCAAGGCACUCCAGGGUCUCCAGUGGAGCUCUCCAUCACCAAGGCGUCCUCUGCCCUCACCAUCCACUGGUCAGAGGGCGACAGCGGCGCAGCACCAGUGAGCGGAUACGUGAUUGAGUCUCGUCCCUCAGAUGAGGGCGUGUGGGACUCCUUCAUUCGACUCCUCUCUCCCAGCACCCGGUCCGUGUCGGUGCCGCUGGAGCGCCUGCGACCCGGGAUCAGCUACGAGUUCCGAGUCAUUGCUGUCAAUCGCUUUGGUUAUGGACAGCCAAGCACGCCCUCUGCUGCCCUCGCUGCGCUGUCAGAGCGUCCGUUCUACGAGGAGUGGUGGUUCCUGUUGGUCAUGGCCCUGGUGGGACUCAUCCUCAUCCUCAUCCUGGUCUUCACCCUGAUGCUGCAUGGACACAGCAACAAGUACAAGGCGUGUGGCACAGGGAAACACAUGUCAUCUGCAGAAGAGUCAGUCACUUUGGACAACGGAGGUUUCACUACCUUGGAGCUCAACAGCAGAGCGCUCACCAACACCAAGAGCACUUUCCUGAAAAAGAACGGGACCAGGUCACCUCCUCGACCCAGUCCAGGCGGCCUUCACUACUCGGAUGAGGACAUCUGUAACAACUAUAAUGGAGCUGUUCUGACAGAGAGCACCACACUCACUGAGAAGCCCACUGAGGUCUCUGAGUCAGAGCUGACAGACAGCGACUACGAGGACGAACAGCCUAAACACUCGUUUGUCAACCACUACAUGAGCGACCCCACCUACUACAACUCAUGGAAGAGGCAGCCCAAAGGCCUCAAGCCGCUUGGCUCGCCUUUCAGCUACGAAGAGUGCGCUGCCGCUGCCGAAUCUGAGCCGUACUACCAGACCGUGGUCACCCAGCACAGCACAGGCGGCGUCUACACACCCACAGGGCAGCGUGCACACACACAGGCCAACGCCAACACCAACCCACCUGGCUCGCGCACACCUGUGACGGGCUUCUCUUCAUUUGUGUGACUACAGGGACUACGUGUGCACAAAAUGACACUAUUCUUGGAAGGAAGGAAGGAGGGAUCAGUUCGAGCCGUCCUUGGCUCCAAAAAAACUAAAAACACCUUCCACUUGUUUCACAAAGAUCUUCACUGUGUGGGAGCGUUGCUCUCCAGCUCCUUCAUUUUUGAGUGUCACUGUGCUCUCACAACACACACACACACACAUAGCGUCUCCACAUUCCCACUGGCGAGGCGUACGCUGUAGAGCCUCUCAGAGGAGAGCGUUGUGAAGGACGUGGAGAACAUGGAGGAAUCAGCACAAUGCUUCUUGUCUGUUGUCUCUCAUUGCACACAAAAAAUACACACACUGUCUGAUGGAACAUUGUUGUGGGAGAAGAUGACAGAGGAGCAAGAAGAGACUUCCUGUGCACAAACAGAGAUCUGACAGCUUUAAAACAUUUGUGGGGGAGAAAAGUACAUCACUGUUAAAAGAUGGUGAACAAGUGUGUGUGUGUGGCACUUCAAAGUUUACUUAAAUUAUUGGUUGUUUUUUUUCUUACUAAUACUUUUCAUACCGCAGCCUCCCAACCUGUGAUGCUUGCACUGAGCUGAAGCCUGUUGUGUUCUCUUUAAAUUUCAUUUUACACAAGCCCGUGCUUGGUUCGACACGUGUGCGCACACAAGCAUGCGUGCAGAAAACGGCCCUCACGUGUGCCAUUAUAUGUACGUAUGUUUCUAUUUUUUAAGGUGAAUUUUGUACAGGGCAACCCUUUUACUUGUGUGAUGUGGCUCUGACAAGUGUGUAUUUAUUAAAGAGUUGGGAAACUGUAAAACAGUUUAAGGUGGCCGAGCUUUGACUCGUGCAGAACCACUAUCUUCAGGCCCGGCUAACACACAUACACACACACACAUACUUUAUACUAGUCAUGUAUAAUUUAACGUUUCUCCUACAACCCAGCCAGCAGCCUCUAGCACUCUGUCACACGUUUUAACGCCCGUAUGGUGUGUGAAUAAAAUGGUGAUUGUUAAA
This is a messenger RNA of Dunckerocampus dactyliophorus (ringed pipefish), 8684 nucleotides long. It is a transcript of the gene sdk1b, whose product is annotated as sidekick cell adhesion molecule 1b. Gene Ontology annotation, biological process: cell-cell adhesion. Gene Ontology annotation, molecular function: protein binding. The transcript has 46 exons. The coding region runs from base 1149 to 7679 and encodes 2176 amino acids. Lineage: Eukaryota; Metazoa; Chordata; Actinopteri; Syngnathiformes; Syngnathidae. The record is from RefSeq and is a predicted model, not a curated record.